Molecule: messenger RNA, 1937 nt
Organism: Vitis riparia (riverbank grape)
Lineage: Eukaryota; Viridiplantae; Streptophyta; Magnoliopsida; Vitales; Vitaceae
Product: protoporphyrinogen oxidase 1, chloroplastic
Exons: 9
Coding region: 64-1713 (549 amino acids)
Biological process (GO): porphyrin-containing compound biosynthetic process
Molecular function (GO): protoporphyrinogen oxidase activity, oxygen as acceptor
Source: RefSeq, a predicted model, not a curated record
UUUCUGUUAAAAGAUAACGAGGGCUUCCCUUGCUUGCUUGUCGCACCAUCUCUCUCCCCCACCAUGCCCACCCUCACCCUCGCUGACCCUCCCACUCUUCGCCUUCUUUCUCCCGUAAAUCUCCGCCGCUCCACCUCCAUCAGCUCUCCAUUUUUCUGUAGACCGUCUAAGAACAAUUGCACUGGUCCAUGGAGAGUCCGAUGUGCCGUCGCCGGGGAGUCUACAAUUUCUUCCUCCAAGGUCGGCGACGGAAAUAAUUACUCGCCGGUGGACUGCGUCAUCGUCGGGGCGGGAAUCAGCGGCCUCUGCAUCGCUCAAGCUCUCGCCACCAAGCACAGCGAUGUGGGCAGCAAUGUGAUUGUGACAGAGGCGAGAGAUCGCGUUGGGGGCAAUAUAACCACCAUGGAGGGGGACGGCUAUCUCUGGGAGGAAGGCCCCAACAGCUUCCAGCCUUCCGAUUCCAUGCUCACCAUGGCCGUGGAUAGUGGUUUGAAGGAUGAUCUUGUUUUGGGGGAUCCUAAUGCACCUAGAUUUGUAUUGUGGAAUGGUAAAUUGAGGCCGGUUCCCUCCAAGCCAACCGACCUGCCCUUCUUUGACUUGAUGAGUUUUCCUGGAAAACUCAGGGCUGGGUUUGGUGCCCUUGGCAUUCGACCUCCUCCACCAGAUCAUGAGGAAUCUGUUGAAGAGUUUGUACGUCGUAAUCUUGGUGAUGAGGUUUUUGAACGCCUGAUAGAGCCAUUUUGUUCAGGUGUUUAUGCGGGAGAUCCUUCAAAACUGAGCAUGAAAGCAGCAUUUGGAAAAGUUUGGAAGCUUGAGCAGAAGGGUGGUAGUAUAAUUGGUGGCACCUUCAAAGCAAUCCAGGAGAAAAAUAAUACUCCCAAGCCUCCGCGAGACCCGCGUUUGCCAAAGCCAAAGGGGCAAACGGUUGGAUCUUUUAAGAAGGGGCUUAUUAUGUUGCCAGAAGCAAUUUCUAAAAGGUUGGGUGGCAAAGUAAAAUUAUCUUGGAAACUUUCAAGCAUCAUUAGAUUGGAUGAUGGAGGGUAUAGUCUGACUUAUGAAACACCAGAAGGAUUAGUUUCUCUGCAGAGUAGAAGUGUUGUGAUGACUGUUCCAUCCCGCGUUGCAAGUAGUCUGUUGCAUCCUCUUUCUGCUGUUGCUGCAGAUGCACUAUCAAAGUUUUACUACCCCCCAGUUGCGGCAGUGUCCAUUUCAUAUCCAAAGGAAGCAAUUCGGACAGAAUGCUUGAUAGAAGGUGAACUUAAGGGAUUUGGCCAGUUACAUCCACGUAGCCAAGGGGUGGAAACCUUAGGAACUAUAUACAGCUCAUCACUUUUUCCUAACCGAGCACCACCUGGAAGGAUUUUGCUCUUGAACUACAUUGGAGGGGCUACCAAUCCUGGAAUUUUGUCCAAGACACAGAGUGAACUUGUGGAAGCAGUAGACAGAGAUUUGAGGAAGAUGCUCAUUAAUCCUAAUGCAAAGGAUCCACUUGUUUUGGGUGUGAGAGUAUGGCCGCAGGCCAUUCCACAGUUUUUGAUUGGUCAUCUUGAUCUCCUUGAUGCUGCCAAAUCUGCUCUCAGGGAUGGCGGGUUCCAGGGCAUGUUCCUUGGGGGCAACUAUGUAUCUGGUGUAGCCUUGGGACGAUGCGUGGAGGGUGCAUACGAAGUUGCAGCUGAGGUAGCUGAUUUCCUAUCGCAGAAUGUGUACAAAUAGUCGCAUUUUGGAUUUACUCUAGCGAUAAUAAGAGCUGCUGCAUCUGGUAGAAUGCACUGAUAAGGAGUUUUUCCUGGAGGGUCUCAAAGUUUUGAGUACUUUAUUUUGUUCCUAAGAGUUAUUUCACUAAUGAUUCCUAAUUACUGAGAAAAUCAAAGUUUUUCAGAAGCUUGGUCUAAAAUUCCUGAAAAAUGAGCUUUUAUUUAUUAUCUAUUUUUUUGUCA